Molecule: messenger RNA, 1912 nt
Organism: Eutrema salsugineum
Lineage: Eukaryota; Viridiplantae; Streptophyta; Magnoliopsida; Brassicales; Brassicaceae
Product: pentatricopeptide repeat-containing protein At4g21065
Exons: 1
Coding region: 125-1912 (595 amino acids)
Biological process (GO): RNA modification
Molecular function (GO): zinc ion binding; RNA binding; protein binding
Source: RefSeq, a predicted model, not a curated record
GCUGUCGAAAUUGAAUUCUUUUUGUUUUAGGGUUCUGGAAAGUUUUCAUCUUUGAAAGUCUUUUAAUAGUAUAUUUGAGGGAGAUAAUGCAAUUGACAACAAUGCCCACACGAAACAGAGCAAAAUGUCGCCAUACCCAGAAACCUCUGUUCUGCUACUUCCCAUGGUCGACAAAUGUAUUACUCUCUUGCAGACUUGCGGCGUUUCAUCGCUAACCAAACUCAAGAAAGUCCACGCCUUUUCGAUCCGCCAUGGCGUUUCAAUCUCAGACGCCGAGUUUGGCAAACACCUCAUCUUCUACCUCGUCUCUCUUCCUUCUCCACCUCCCAUGUCCUACGCUCACAAGGUCUUCUCUAAGAUCGAGAAACCCAUCAAUGUCUUUAUUUGGAACACGCUGAUCAGAGGCUACGCCGAGAUUGGUGAUUCCGUCUCCGCUGUUUCUCUCUACCGCGAGAUGCGAGUCUCUGGUUUCGUCGAGCCAGAUACUCAUACUUACCCGUUUCUUCUUAAAGCCGUGGCAAAAAUGGCGGAUGCUCGGCUGGGAGAGACGAUUCAUUCCGUCGUUAUAAGAAGUGGGUUUGGCUCGUUGAUAUUUGCUCAGAACUCUCUGCUCCAUUUAUACGCCAAUUGUGGAGACGUAUCUAGUGCGUACAAGGUGUUUGAUAAAAUGCCCGUCAAAGACCUUGUGGCUUGGAACUCUGUGAUUAAUGGUUUUGCAGAAAACGGUAAACCAAACGAAGCAUUAAAGCUUUAUACUGAGAUGGAUUCGAAAGGUAUCAAACCAGAUGGGUUUACAGUCGUUAGCUUGUUGUCUGCUUGUGCCAAGAUUGGUGCUUUGACACUGGGUAGGAGAGUCCAUGUAUAUAUGAUCAAAGCGGGUUUGACACGAAAAUUACAUUCCAGCAAUGUACUCUUGGACUUUUACUCGAGAUGUGGAAGAGUCGAAGAAGCCAAAACAUGUUUCGAUGAAAUGGUGGACAAGAACAGUGUCUCGUGGACUUCAUUGAUUGUCGGUUUAGCUGUUAAUGGUUUUGGAAAAGAAGCGAUUGAGCUUUUCAGGGAUAUGGAAUCAAAGGAAGGAUUAUCACCGUGUGAGAUCACUUUCGUAGGGAUCUUAUAUGCUUGUAGCCAUUGUGGGAUGGUAGAGCAAGGUUUUGAGUAUUUCAGGAGAAUGAGAGAGGAGUAUAAGAUUGAGCCUAGGAUCGAACAUUUUGGUUGUAUGGUCGAUUUGUUAGCUAGAGCUGGACAAGUGAAGAAAGCGUAUGAAUACAUUAUGAAAAUGCCGAUGCAGCCAAAUGUUGUGAUCUGGAGAACAUUGUUAGGAGCUUGUACUGUUCAUGGCGAUUCGGAGUUAGCUGAGUUUGCUAGAAUCCAGAUCUUACAACUAGAACCAAACCACAGUGGUGAUUAUGUUCUGCUGUCGAAUAUGUAUGCAUCUGAGCAGCGUUGGUCCGAUGUGCAAAAGAUAAGAAGACAAAUGCUAAGAGACGGUGUGAGAAAAGUUCCCGGUCAAAGCUUAGUAGAAGUAGGAAACAGAGUUCAUGAGUUUCUUAUGGGUGAUAUGUCUCAUCCACAAAGCGAUGAGAUUUAUGGUAAGCUGAAAGAAAUGACUGAUAGAUUGAGAUUGGAAGGUUAUGUGCCACAAAUUUCGAACGUUUAUGUUGAUGUUGAGGAGGAAGAGAAAGAGAAUGUUCUGGUUUAUCACAGUGAAAAGAUUGCUAUUGCUUUUAUGCUUAUUAGUACACCAGAAAAAUCACCGAUUCGGGUCGUGAAGAAUCUUAGAGUUUGUGCUGAUUGUCAUUGGGCGAUUAAGCUUGUGUCUAAGGUUUACAAUAGAGAGAUUGUUGUAAGAGAUCGUAGCAGGUUUCACCAUUUUAAAGAUGGUUCUUGUUCUUGUCAAGAUUACUGGUAA